This is a messenger RNA of Rhagoletis zephyria (snowberry fruit fly), 1881 nucleotides long. RefSeq lists its product as uncharacterized. Lineage: Eukaryota; Metazoa; Arthropoda; Insecta; Diptera; Tephritidae. The record is from RefSeq and is a predicted model, not a curated record.
UAUUAUUGCGAAUGGCUGUGAGUUUUGUUCACUUUUUAGUGUGAACUACCACAAAUCAGCUGCACCAUACAUCGGAUUUCAUACGACAACAGAAUGCAGGCGUCUAUCGUUCAUGACAUGACAAUUGUCACCAUUAGAGAGCUGAAAAUUAAUUUGUGGCAUAGUACUAGGCGCAGUAGUAAAGACAAUAGUCAGCCGUUGAAUUUUGUAAUUGGAGUUGGGUUAGGGCUGUUAAUCGCGCCCGAAAAUGCAAUGGAAUGAUUAAAUCGGCGGUUGAUAAAGUCUGCAGUGUGCGGAGUACUUAAUGUUCUCUGUUGAUGGUGUGACAGGUGCUUAGAGCUGGAAAACUAUCGGUCAUUAUCGAUAAGAAGUAAAAUCAACCAAUAAGCAAACAAAAAGGAUUCGUGUAAAAUUGUAAUUUAAUUGUUCACCGUGAAAAUAUAUACAAGUGCUGCACUAUAUCCAUUAUAAGUCGAUUAAAAAUGCUUAAAAACGCCUUCGUUAUCACUUUACUCAUAGUUGCUACCUGGCAUUUUUCAACGCUGGAUGCGGGUCGGCCAAGUAAUUAUGGAGGACAUCGUGGUUAUUUUGGUGGCUAUCAACCAACGCCACCAGCGGCAACUGAACCACCACAAACGCCUAAAGAGUAUUUGGACAAAAAGUCUGGUUUCUCGACUUUUGGCAUAAUUUCAAUCAUAUUUGUAAUAAUUUUAGCCUGUUUGGUAUUCUACUAUGGCAUUAUGUGUUAUCCGUUUUUGUGUCGCGAUGAAAAAAAAUAUCGCUUUAUGGAUGUCUCAUCGACCAUCACAUCGGCCACUUCACGUUCAAUACAAUCUAUAGAAAACUUUCCGGUAGAUCAAAAACAUUGAAGGCAGCAAUAGCGCUGUGGGGGAGUCUUUGUAAUGGUGGUGUUUUUUUUAAAUCGGAAUACUAAGGAACUCGAAAGACUAUGAAAAUUAUUUUCUGCUUUUAAACUUUUGAAUUUAUAAAAAAUUUUACAUCGUAAUUCGGUAAUGGUUUUGUAAUAUGAUAUUUCUCUACUUUGCAUAUUUUAAAAGGUAAUUUACUUCCACGAAAUGGCUCAGUUGCGGAUAGAUGAUGCGUCAUCAAUUUUACAAGAAGUCACUACUUACGUGCCAAAAUUCAUGCUUUACCUAAUUUUAACUUCUUACAUACGUAAUACAUUCGAAUAAUUUGAAUUCUGAUGAAAAAUCUUGUGGCAUACAAAUUCACUGCCAGUCGGUGAUACUACAAUCGUCUUGUUUUACUUUGCAUAAAACGGAGGACAAUUCUUGCCUUUAAUAUACAAAAAAAAAAGUAUACUCUCUUAAUAUACAAAUAUUUUUAAAUACUCCAGGUUGUGUGAAAGAAAUAACCGUACUUAAACCGAUUUUUGAACAAAAUAAAUAAGUUAAUAUGUAAGUUUAUUAAGCUCCAACCACAUAUAUAUGUAAAUGUACAUUUCGUCAUCUUAAAUGCAAAAAGCCAACAAACAUCGUCACGUCAUAAAGGGGCGUGGAUACUCCUAAUUCGGUGAAAUGCAUCAUAAUCAAUCAAAAAGUGAAUUGGACUUUUUGUUAGUUAUGGCGUUUGCAUUUCAGGUGACGAUAUAUACAUAUUCGUGAGUGUUAAAAGCUUUACGUUUUUAUAAAUUUAAUUAAAAUCCAAUUUUGCUUACAAAACUCGAAAGUACUCGAAAAGAACAAUGAAAAAUGCUAAUGCUCGGUUGCACCAAUCAAUUUUGAAUUUAUCAACCUGUUAAAUUUUAAAAUGACACAAUUUUGUUCGGAAAAAUACGCCUUGGUCUCGUACAUUUUAAAAUUGUUUGGUGGAACUGGGGAUAGGAAAAUUAAUAUAAACACGUUCUCGAAUCAUCACAAA